UAAUAAUUAUAAUUAUUUCUUUCCUUUUGCAAUGAGGUUACAUCUACAAUUAGAUAAAUGCUGGAAGAAAAGCAGACUUAGCUUUGUUCAUUUUAUGGCUAGGAAUGUCUCUUGCUUUUUCUUCAUUGACUGUUUGAUGGCAUCCUAUUGAAGUAACGCGGAAUAGAUAAACUUCGUAUAGAAUGAGUGACCAGGAUCAGAGUUUUCAGCGCAGGUGGGAGUUCAGAAGGGCUGAACACGAUGUUGACUCAUCGAGUGAGGAUCACCACUCGAGACCAAGUUCUAUAAGUGAGCCAAAACUUAUGAACAAAUUUUCCGAGGAUAAUACCAAGCAAGCAAUGCUUAGUCCAACAUCAUUUCCUAGAGUAGAAAAAGAAAAUCACUCGAGUUUUGAAGAAUGUACUCGAAAACCUAACACAAGAACCAAAGUGCACGAGAGAAAAAUACGGUCUAGGAUAACUAAGCGAACAGUCUGUAACCAAGAGCCGUCAGAGGCUGCUGCAUCAACUGAUAUGAAAGGGUACAUGGAUUCAUUGGUUGAAGAAAUUAGAAGCACCCGAAAAGACUUGCUUGUAUGGAUGACUAACGAAAUAAAGUCGUCCUCAAAGGAUAAUAUCAUUACAUUCAAGCCUAGCGGGACUAGAAAUGUGAAAAGGCAAACUGUCAAGACUCGAAAACCUCCAAGAAAAAACCCGAAUAACGGUAAGAAGAGAAGAUCAGGCCGUGCAAUCAUUAAGAAUCGCGAAGAUGAGUCUUCUGACAGGGAACCUCCUGCUACAAAUGAAGUUGUCGCACAAACGAAUAUAGUAGAAAAUAUUGUGACUGACGCUGUUUCUGUCGAAAAGGUCGAGAAACAGAAAGGAAAGAGUUCGAGAGUGUCUAACAAGAAGCAGAAAUUCGACAGUAGUAAAACUGAGGAUCAGACUGAUAAGGCAGUUACAGGUACUGCUAAUAGUUGUGUGACACUGCCUACUGUCGUGUCCCAAAAACAAGUCGAAAACAGUGGGAGGAAUCCAUUUGAAGACAGUAGUGUUGGAAUAAGAACCGAACUGAAUUCGUAUCAGCAGAGUUUUGAUCCAAGAGCUAAGCAGAAAGAUCCAUUUUUUACCCAAAAUGGUAUGAGGGAUGUGAGUGAUUAUGAACAGAAUACAUGGGCGAGUAUGGGUAAUGGUAACGGUAAUGGAAAUGGAAAUGGGUUUUCGUUUCAACCAUCGAAUGGCGGUAUUGGGAUGCAAAAUAUUCCAAAUCAUUUUGGGCUUCAGUAUCUUACUCAGGGAAAUAGCAGAAUUUCAGGAAUGUUUAGGGAACCUCCGGGAUUUUCUAAUGGAAAUCAUGCUUUUAUGGAAACUUAUGGAGCUUUGAAUCAACAUAUGAAGUUUAAUGUUCAACAAGGGGGAGUCAUGGGAUUACAAUGUCCUGAUAUCAGAAUGGCAGCCUUCAACCAGGGAAAUAUGGCAAGUAAAUAAGUUUAUUUUUCGUGUAUUUGAAUAAACCCGAAAAUAAGUCACAAAUAGAUCAUGUUAGUACAAUAGUACUCCUCCGUUCCAUUGGAGUUUUUACUUUUGCACCUGCAAUACGAGAGUUCUUUAUAACAUACGUAGCAAAUUUAAUGAGACAGAGGGAUCAGGUUCCAAACUAGGGAUCAAGGGUUGUCAUUAAUUUUUGAUGUAAUUUCUUAAUGAAAAUAGAACCUUUACAAAUUUAAGUUUUCAUGCAUAUUCAAUCAAAUUCUUACUAUGUU
Messenger RNA from Amaranthus tricolor (Joseph's coat), 1741 nucleotides. RefSeq lists its product as uncharacterized. The coding region runs from base 183 to 1466 and encodes 427 amino acids. The record is from RefSeq and is a predicted model, not a curated record. The transcript has 2 exons. Lineage: Eukaryota; Viridiplantae; Streptophyta; Magnoliopsida; Caryophyllales; Amaranthaceae.